Molecule: messenger RNA, 6204 nt
Organism: Melospiza melodia melodia
Lineage: Eukaryota; Metazoa; Chordata; Aves; Passeriformes; Passerellidae
Gene: MYPN
Product: myopalladin
Exons: 20
Coding region: 425-4432 (1335 amino acids)
Source: RefSeq, a predicted model, not a curated record
GAGUGAUCCAAUGCCACUCCAGAGGCUCUUGGAUGAAUCAGCAAAACCCACAGAUGCACCCAUAGGGGCUGUUGUGUGAGUGGGGAGAGGGCAGUGGGUGCCCAAGGUGCUGUGGGAGCAGCGGAUUCCCUGUCCAAUGAGGUGGAAUGCUCCGCGGGCACAUGGUUCACGCUGCUCAAAAUAACUUGGGACCUGCACACUGACAAAUGCUGCUGCUCCGGUGGUGACAGGUUGUCCAGCUCCUCACGGCCAUCCUCACAAUAACCAAGGUUAACUCCCCUCACUGGAUGGACUCCUAACUCUUUCUCUUCCUGAGGACUCGAGAAUCCCCUCGCUGCCUUAACUUUAGCCUCGCACUUCUGGAUAACUCUCGGCGCUACUCACUGCCACGCUGGGCAGCGACACCUGGAGCAAUUAAAAAAGCAUGCAAGACGACAGUUUAGAAACCUCCACUUCAAUAUCUCAGCUUCUGAGAGAGAGCUAUUUAGCAGAAACCAAGCACCAAGGGAGGAGUGAAAGAAGCAGGUCAGAGCCAGUUUCUCACAAUUUCCACUAUGGCAAUGCUUCUGGUGAUUCAGAUGAGGUAGCUGCCCAAGAUGACCUCCCAGAUCUGUCUGCCUUUUUGAGCCAAGAAGAGCUCGAUGAAAGCGUAAACCUGGCAAGGCAAGCUAUUGAUCAGAGCCCGCUGGAAACGAAGCAGGAUGAGCUUCAGGCACAUUCACAGUGCCCCCCAGAGCAGAUGAACACCACGGGGAAGCACAAAGCGAUGGCCCAGCCCGCGGCUCUGAAAACAGCAGACAAUGGCCUGCCCUCCAACUUCUGUCAGGAACACGUCAGAAACACAAAGGGGUCCAAAGGGAGCUCCCAGGACCUAAAGAAACACCACCUCCCUUCCGAAUCAGAAUCCAAAAAGGAGUUCCUGAACAAGGCAGCGGAUUUCAUCGAGGAGCUCUCGUCACUUUUCAAAGCCCACAACUCAGAAAGAAUACGGCCCCGAACGUGCAAAAACUACAAGAGCAAAAUUGAGUCCAAGAACAAGUCUGCUCAAAAAGGCAGCUCUAACCCGGCUCUCACAUCAGAAAACAGAGAAAGGCUUUCCAUUCCAACACCUCAAGACUUGGAAAACAAAGCAGAGAAAGCUUUGGAACAAACAGAUGAUCAACAGGCAGCACACCUGGAAUCUCUCAGUCAAUUAACAAGUGCAGAGCUGAAAGCAGAGUCAGAAUCUGCCUCUGUGUAUUCUGAUGAGCCCCUUGGACAGCCACCACGCUUUACUCAAAAACUGAAGAGCAGGGAAGUUCCUGAGGGAUCCAAAGUGCAAUUGGACUGCAUUGUGGUAGGAAUCCCAGCACCUGAAGUCAGGUGGUACUGUGAAGGGAAGGAGCUUGAGAACUCACCAGACAUCCAGAUCAUCCAGGCAGGAGAGCGACACUCCCUGGUCAUUGUUGAGGCCUUUGAGGAGGACACGGGGCGCUACUCGUGCUUCGCCUCCAACAUCUAUGGAACUGACUCCACCUCUGCAGAGAUUUACAUAGAAGGCAUCUCUUCUUCUGACUCUGAAGGUGAAAUCACCAAGGACGAAAUGGAUCACAAACCAAAGCCAGCCAGCACCUCUGCGAAUGCAGCGUCUCCUGCUGUCAGAGCUGCAGCCAAGCACCAAGAAACCUCCAGGGCCCCACCAGCUGAGCUCCAGCCCGUGUCUGUCCUGGUCCAGACUGUGCCACCACCAGUUAGCCAGGCUCAAAGCCCCACUAACUAUUUGCAAGGACUGGAUGGAAGACCUAUAAUUGCUGCUCCUGUAUUUACAAAGAUGUUACAGGAUAUUUCAGCUUCUGAGGGGCAGCUUGUUGUUUUUGAAUGUCGGGUGAAAGGAGCUCCUUCCCCAAAGGUUGAAUGGUAUAGAGAAGGAACACUGAUAGAAGACUCUCCAGAUUUUAGGAUAUUACAGAAAAAACCACGAUCUAUGGCUGAACCAGAGGAGAUUUGUACUCUGGUUAUUGCUGAAGUAUUUUCAGAAGAUUCUGGCAGUUUCACCUGUACUGCAAGCAAUAAAUAUGGCACAGUGUCCAGCAUAGCUCGUCUGACUGUCAAAGCUCCCGAGGACAGCAGCAGCACUGCUGCCCUUCACACGACGUGCUCCAUCGACUUUGUGGCCACCGAGCACCAGGCUGCCCCCCAGGCUCCUUCCAGCCUCCACAGCCAAGCCCCCAGGCCCAAGCUGGAGGGGGUCCUGGUGAACCACAACGAGCCCAGGUCCAGCUCCAAGGCAGGGCUCCGCGUGCACUUCAAGCUGCCCGAAGAUGAGAAGGGCGGUGAAUCCUCCUCAGAGGAUGGACCUGGCACCACCAACCAAAGCAGACCCAACCACUUCCCCGAGAAGAUAAAUGGACAGCCAGUGAAAACACCAGAGCCAGCAUCACCAUCCAAGGAGCCUCCCCCAGUGCUGGCUAAACCUAAGCUUGACCAGAGCCAGCUAAAGCAGCUCCACAACCAGGUGCUGCUCGAACAGCAGCAGGUGCACCAGGCGUCUCUGAGAGAGCUGUCCUUCGCCAGCACGCUGGUGAAUUCUGCCAGUGCCCUGUGCCAGCAGUCGGGCUCCGUGCUCUACCGGCAGGGCUCGGCCUGCGCCCCCCAGACCCUGGGCUACGGGCGCCCCAAGCAGCUGCUGGCGCCCCAGACCCCGCCGGGCAGCCCCUGUGCCAGCUCCUGCUCAGGCUCCCUGGGCAGCGCCGCCGCGGGUGCCCCCAGGACGAGCCCCACGGAGAAGCUGCCCGCAAACCCGGCGCGGGCCUCGGGAGGCCUCGCAGGCCGCGGCGAGCAGCCCAGCGUGCCCAGCCCCAGGGAGGCCGCGGUGCCCCCGCUGGCGCUGCCCCCCGUGAAGCAGUUCCAGCCCCAGAGCGUGGCCCCCGCUCCCCUGUCCCCCACGGCGCGCAUCCAGAACCCCGUGGCCUUCCUCAGCGCCGUCCUGCCCUCCCUGCCGGCCGCACCAUCCACCAACGCCAUGGGACUGCCCAGAAGCACCCCGGCCGCCCCAACUCAGGGAUUAAAGAAAAACCUGAAGCCUCUGCCAUUGGCAACAGAGGAUUCCAUUCGGGAAAACAAAGCUGCACUUGUAAAGGACCUGGAGAGAAAACUGCAUUUCAGAGAGGAUGCUAACCAGCAAAGUGGUCAGCAGGAGUACAGGAUCUCCAGCUUCGAGCAGAGGCUGAUGAACGAGAUCGAGUUCCGCCUGGAGCGGACGCCGGUGGACGAGUCGGACGAUGAAAUCCAGCACGAGGAGAUCCCCACGGGCAAAUACAUUGCUCCCAUCUUUGACAAGAGACUCAAGCAUUUCCGGGUCAUGGAAGGAUUCCCUAUCACCUUCACCUGCAAAAUAGUUGGAAUUCCUGUUCCCAAGGUCUACUGGUUCAAGGAUGGCAAGCAGAUUUCAAAGAAAAACACACAUUUCAAAAUGAACAGAGAAGAGGAUGGAACGUGUUCUUUACAUAUUGAAGCUGCUACUAAUGAUGAUGAUGGCAACUAUACAAUUAUGGCUGCAAACCCACAAGGGAGGAUCAGUUGUUCAGGACACCUGAUGGUUCAGAGUGUCCCUUUUCGGGGACGAAUAUCCACAACUCAGCCUCACAGAACACGGCCCCGGGCGCCGGAGGGAGACAAGGAGGCCGUGCAGGAACGCUUCUUCAGGCCAUACUUCCUGCAGGCUCCGGGGGACAUGGUGGCACACGAGGGGCGGCUCUGCAGGCUGGACUGUAAGGUGAGCGGGCUGCCCACGCCGGAGCUGACGUGGCUGCUGAACGGCAAGGCCGUGCUCCCCGACAGCAGGCACAAGAUGCUGGUCAGAGAGACAGGGGUGCACUCCCUGCUCAUCGACCCCCUGUCCCUGAGUGAUGCUGGCACCUACACCUGCCUGGCCACCAACAGGACGGGACAGAACUCAUUCAGCCUGGAGCUCACCGUUGUAGCAAAGGAAGUCAAGAGAGCCCCCAUGUUUCUGGAGAAGCUUCAGAACUGUGGAGUUCCAGAAGGCUACCCUGUCAGAUUGGAGUGCAGAGUCGUGGGAAUGCCACCUCCCGUGUUCUACUGGAAGAAGGACAACGAGACCAUCCCAUCCAACAGAGAGAGGAUGAGCAUGCACCAAGACACAACGGGGUAUGUGUGCCUCCUGAUCCAGCCUGCCAAGAAAGCAGACGCUGGCUGGUACACCUUGUCUGCAAAGAACGAGGCUGGCAUCGUCUCCUGCACUGCCCGCCUGGACAUCUAUGCUCAGUGGCACCGGCAGAUCCCGCAGGCUCUGAAGCUGUGGCCCGGGGGCAGCCGCUUCCCCUCCGUCAGCAGCCAAGGGCUCGACUCCUUCUGUGCCUUCCCCGCUCCCGAGAGCCCCGUGCUGUUCUCAGCCCCCAGCCACAAGCUGGUGGAGAGUGAAGAACUCUGAAAAACAAACACUCCUUCCAGGUGCGCCUGCGGAGGUACUCGGAACUGUGAAAAAUAAAUAAUAAAAACAAAAAGAGGGACAACUCACCGUGCUCAAGGUUUACAAGCAACUCGUUUGUAAUUAAGUGUUCUGCUGCUGCAAGUGCUGCGAGUAACAUAUGGUACAAGACUUUUGCAUAUGAUUGUAAUGCAGGAUAAUUGUGGUAUGGAGUGUUGUGCAAUAAAUUCAGUACUGUGUAGUUUGCUAAGAAUUACAUAGUAAACAUAGUUUUCAGCACCUAAAAGCCAAUACCACUUUUACUUCUUGAAUUGGAGCUACUGCACUGUAGCUGCCAUGGUAAAGAUUAACUGGAAUACUGCCAGUGAAAACACUGACAUUACAGUAACACCAAUCCUGAAUGAGGGUAAACAACAAGACUUUGAAUGUAACUUAAAAAAACAUGCCCAAUAAUCACAGAGCACAAGUUAAAUGGAAAAGAUGUAACUCAUUUUUAUAUAUGAUUAUUAUUAUGCCAGCCUAUUCUAGAAUUUUUGAACUCCAGACUAGGUAAAUAUAGCAAUUCAUGUAGGUACAGCUGUAUACCCUGAAUAUUUAUAUCUGUGUGUGUGUGUACUCUAUGAACUGUGUAUUCUUGGUGUAAGGGUUCAGAAAAUAAGGUACAGGGCAUGUGCAUAAGGCACAUAGGAAAUGGAAAUUCCUCUUGUCUGAAGCAUGUUCUCUUGAGCCCAUAGCUGAAAUUAUUUACCAGAUGUGCUUCAUACUUUUUUCUUCACCAUGUUAGUGAUCCUCUGACUUUAACAUGGAUGAUACCAAACUUGUCACUUCAUGGCUUUCAAAUAUCAGUUUCUUUUUCCUAAUUUUUAAUGUGCAUCUACCAUCUAACUCAUUUUAUAGCUAAAUGGAAAGGAAUUGUGACCUGGUAAACUUUUACCACCAUGUAGGAAAUGAUCACAAGUGUGGUGUCUAAGAGGAAGACAGAAAAUUCUGUUAAUAUACAAAAGUUAAGAAGUUAAGCAACAGUCAUAUGCAAAAAGCUAAAAAACCCCAACAAUAGUAAUAAAUAAGGCAAAUGAUUGAAAAAUCUACAGGAGGUACUAAGUGACAACACUUAAUGAUUGAUUUAAAUAUAUUUGGCAUCUAUACAAUUGCAUCAAUACCCCCAGCUGUUAAAAUCUGUGAAUGUUUAAGAUGUUUUCCUGCAUCUUUAAAUUACUGCUAACCCUCUCUGUAGACAUUGGUUUCAAGCACUCCUUACUUACUGCUUUCAACAUGGCUGCAGAAUGCCACAAAGUCAUGAUCAAAGUCACAGAGAUGGAAAAAAAUUUAACAGAUGCUUUCAUUUUAGACUAUUUUUGUGGAUUCUUCAAAUUUAAAAUAUUAACUUUUAAAAAAAGUCCAUAUGCAAAGAAAACAAUGAAGAGUUAUGUUAAGAGCAAAAGAAUAUUGGAUAUAGCCAGAGACUGAGAAAGAGAAUGUCUUUCACUGAGCUUCCCGCAAAUAGAGCUUCUGCUGUUCCUAACUGUUGAUUCCCUCAGGAUUUAGAGGAAGUGAAUUUCUUGUGUUGUUUUACUUCCCACCUGAGUGAACACCAUAAAACAACACCAUCAUUAUAACUCUCAUGCCUUUGUUAGGAAUCUCAGGCAACUCAAGCCUGGACAGACCAGAAAGAUAAAACCCAGAAUUAUCCUAAGGGUUAAGACAAGGUACAGGGGUUUCCAACAUUGUACCUCUUCCCUGGCAAACAAAAUAAAACUCAUGGCUAUUGAAAGAGA